CCCUCCACCUUCGCCCAACACACCCCCACCUAACUCACUACCUCCCAUGGCCGGCGUGCCAGCAACCCCCUCCCACCGGCCGCCACCGUGCCCCCACCCCUCUACCUUUCUUCGACCACCGCCCCCGGUGCUUCACCUUCCCCCAACCCCACGCCCCACCUUCUACCCCCCCCCCCACCCCCCCCCCCCUUUCUUCAGUGCCACCCACAGUAGUGGCGAGAUCCGCCGCCACCGGGCCCCGGUGUGGCUUCAACCACCGGAUCCGGCCACCACGGCCCCCCGGCGCAGCCACAACCAGAAUCGGCCGUGACGGCCAUGGGUGCGGCAACCAGCCCCCCAUCUUCCCUUGGGCGGCUGUGAACUUCAUCUCCAUCACCGACGAGCCUCCCCUCUCCUCUGGCAGGAUUACAGCAAUCUCCGCCGUGCCAUGGCCUGUCUCGCGCUGGCUUCUGCCGCAGAGGCCACUGGAUCCAUGGCAAGUGGAUCCCGUGCGUGCUAGAUCCGGCUGUGGUGCGCCCCUCCACUCCAUGCAGUUCUCUUCCCGUGAGGCUCGCCGUUCUCGAUCCCGAGCUCCAGGGCUCCUCAAUGAUGACUCCGAAGAACAACCGUGGCCACUUGGAGGCGCAGAAAGGAGGGCAACAGCAGCGCCGCCGUCGGACGGCUGGAGUCCUGCUCCUCCCCUUGUUCUCGUCCUUGUCUGUGUUCAGGCGCGGCUAUCAGCGUUGGCCGCUGCGGGUGUCACGUGCAGCUCGGCCCACGGGGACGAGAAGUACGUCCCACAGGACACUGCUGUAUUUUGUGGAAUCCUAGUACUGGACUGGCUUGGUCUUUCAACGAGCUCCACAGGUCGUCCGCCGGCGGGAUCCUCUGGAGCUGCACUGGCAAGGGCUCACUGUUGCUUCUCAUUGCAGCUCACUGUUGUUCCCCACCUGAUGUCGAGAAGUGCAGGUUGCUUCUCAUUGCAGCUCGGUUGGGUCGCCGGUGCAGUACGCAGGCACGUGAGAGGACGACGGGCGUGUAGUUUGGUUUCGGCUGUGCGUUGCUCCGGUAUGGAUGUGCGCGUCAUGCGUUUUACUCGACUGUGCGAAGAAGGUUCUUGGAGUCCCUCGGCGUGCAGUUUCGACAGCGGCUCGUCAGCUUGUCCCGUGUUUUACAGUUGGUGCCUCUGCGUGUGCAUUUUAGUAGUUGGCCGCCCCGUGUAGUUUAGUUAAUGUGUGUGUAUCUACAAAGAAGGAUUUUGUUUUUGAGCAUGUACCAUGCAGUUUGGAGCAUGUGAACAUGCAGUGCAAAAUGGUGCAUUUUGUUUUUGAGUAGUUUAUGUAUAAAAAUUAUAGGGACUUUAUUUGAAAGUGUUCAGAAAUUACAGUUUGGAGUAUCUGCACAUGCAGUGCAGACGCUGCUUUUGUGUU
Messenger RNA from Triticum urartu, 1409 nucleotides. The record is from RefSeq and is a predicted model, not a curated record. NCBI's taxonomy places the organism in Eukaryota, Viridiplantae, Streptophyta, Magnoliopsida, Poales, Poaceae.